AUGGCGCCAGCAGCAAAGACUGCAAAUAAUAAUAAACCAUCAAAAAAGUCAACAAAAAAACGUAUAAUUCUUAUACCUGUUUCUGAAGAAAAUAAUGUUGAUGAUACUAUCAAUGAAAAUAUUAUGGAACAUGCACCAGCGUCAUCUUCGUCUUUGAAUAAAUCAAUUCCACCUGCAGCAUCAGAUACAUCAUAUUCUAAUCCUUUGUUAUCAACAUCAACUGAAAUAUCUAAUAAUAAUAACGAUAAUUUACAAGAUACUUCUGUACGAAAAGAAUCAUCGGUAUGGCACUUUGCUAUACGUCAUGAGAAUAAUCAUACAACAAAGUGCAAACUUUGUAAUAUUAUAAUCAAAACAACAAAUUGGUCAACAACCGGUUUGAGAAAACAUCUAGCACAAGUUCAUAAACUUCCGGCAUUCGAACCUGCUUUAUCAACAGAAAAACCAAAAAUAUUCAAUUCUUUAAAAAAAGAAUUGCACGAUUUAGUUAUUAAUUCAAUUAUUCAAGAUGGAAGAUCGUUCAAGGAUUUUCAUCGUCCCGGAAUGCUAAACUUUUUAAAAAAGGCUAUACCUGGAUUCAAAUAUGAUGUAUCUGAUGCUGCAGGUGGAAUUGAUUUAUUCAAAGACGAAGAUGACGCUGGUGCAUGUUCCAUAAUAUUUUCAUUGAAAGUUUCAUCGACAUUAUUUUCUUCAGAAACAGGUAUAAGAAUUAUACGUUUUUUUGUUGACUUUUUUGAUGGUUUAUUAUUAUUUGCAGUCUUUGCUGCUGGUGCCAUUUAA
Didymodactylos carnosus is the source of this 780-nucleotide messenger RNA. The record is from the annotation of a GenBank genome assembly. NCBI's taxonomy places the organism in Eukaryota, Metazoa, Rotifera, Eurotatoria, Philodinida, Philodinidae.